AUGUUUUGGAUUCUGCACACCCUAAUAUUUUCCGCUAUCGUUGCUCGUCCCAACACCAUUUACAACCCGUUUGACGUCGUAGUUGAUCUCUUCCAUAUUCUACAAAGCUCCUUCUUCCAAAUGUUUGGCGAGUUUCAAGCCGAGGAGUUUAUUGACUAUUACGGAUUUCGAGAAUGCAAGAACAUUACAACACCCGGCUGCACCUAUCCUGGGUACAAAGUUUUCAUUCCACUUUUGAUGGCAAUUUUUACGAUGGUCACCCACGUCCUGCUCAUCAAUCUACUAAUUGCCAUUUUUACUAAGACUUACGAUAGGAUGGAGGCGAUUUCUCAACAGCUGUGGACCAUGCAGCGCUACAGAUUAAUAGAGUACAUUCUCGCUGAGUCUGUCCAGCCGGGACCCUUCCUCAUUUUCUCCUUGAUCUACCAGCUCGCUGCUGCUAUCUGUCGCCCCAAAAGUUUGAAGAAAUCAAACACACAAAAACCAUUUUGCAAGUCGUUUGAGGACAAUCCGGGUCGCGAACGACAACUGAUAAAUUGGGAAAAGCUAAGUGCCCUCGUAAUGAUGGGCAUGCGUGACGAGGACCAUGAGCUGAAGAAGGCUUCAAAGAGUGAUAUCGCUUUAGAGAGGAUGCGAAAGACCAUGGGAGGCUGGAGGGCACCAAAUGACAGGUCGUGGCAGAUUGUGCGUAGGAUCGUAUCCCCCGCCUUGGCUCUACAAAACAUUGCAAAAUCGGGACCUGUGAUCGAUGAUUUGGAGGGGAGGUUCGAUGACAUCAAUGCAAAGUUGGAUAAAAUAAGUAAUAUUAUUUCAGGUAGACUCAUCGAGUCCAAAGCUCUUUCGCCGUCCACUCUUAAGCCUUACCUAAUGCCGUCUAGAGAAGGAAGCCGUAGGUCCUCGCUCAGUUCGGUUGACACUGCGGAUGUGCCAAUCAUGGGGCAGUGGCGCAACCACCAAAUAGCUAUCUUUUCAUCUCUGACAAGCGAUACCACGCCUCACGCCUUGGAUCCCCCCAUCCCUUGGGAGGUGUCCUAUCCGAAAUACCAUGCUAUUCCUUGGAGUCCCCGCAGGUACAUGGUGCCUCAGUGGCAGACCAACGCCGUGCCGACAGCUGAGGUGUCUCGGCUACACUCAUUUGACUCAGCAAAUUUGACCUUUAAUGACUCAUUACCAAGGAAUCCUGAAGGCCGAGUUGGCACGGCUGGUAAGGGACUGCUGCCAAAAUACGGCGUCAAUUUAGCCUGCAUCGUCGUGGUGACUCGUGGCAGUAACAACGAUGAAAUUGAUAUAGGGUCAUCUUCGGAUCCACUCAAUUGUGACAACGCUUGGCUUUCUGUCACGGUGGUUCAUUUUCAGAUUCCAUCCAACUACAAAUGGGUGUCUGAUUUGGAAAAUGUACGUUUGCUCUUCUUUACUUUAGCAUUCACAUUUUAA
Hydatigera taeniaeformis is the source of this 1434-nucleotide messenger RNA. NCBI's taxonomy places the organism in Eukaryota, Metazoa, Platyhelminthes, Cestoda, Cyclophyllidea, Taeniidae. The record is from the annotation of a GenBank genome assembly.